CGGGAAUAGAAAUUCAAACAUUUUUUAUGUCAAGAUUCACAGAUGCCAAUUCGAUGUGGAUGUUAUCAUUGAUCCUAAAACCAGGUGGACGCGGGAAUCCCCAGAAUGUGGAGAAGACCUUACUCAACAGGGGACAAAGAAGCGACAACUAGAUACGGAUAUGUAAUAGAGAGACGAUCAAAGGGCGUGACUGGUUAUGAACUAACUUAUCUCUCGGUUACGCAGCAAUCCCCCCCACACGAAGUAGGCAAUUCGGGCUUGGACCCGACGAGUUGGAGUCAUAUCGGAGCGCUUCUAUCUCAGACGCCUCGUGAUAAGAACCUCAAUCUAGCCGGUCAAUGGUUGGAUCCAACUCUCCCUCUUUCUCUUCAUCAAGUGAGAGAAUCAGCCAUCAAUUAGUCAAGUUCAAACAUAUCAACGUUGCUAUAAUGUUGAUACUAUCACCAAGCUUCAUGCUUGGAGCCGCCGCUCUCCUUGUCAUUACUCAUAUCAUUAUCCGCUUGACUUCGGCUACCGCAAAGGUUCCCGGUCCCUUCGUAUCCAACUUCACCUCACUUGUACUGAAAUGGCACGAACUCAAUGCCAACCGUACCAUGUACAUUCACGAGCUUCAUAAGAGAUAUGGCCCAGUGGUCAGGGUCGCACCCAAUGAGGUCUCCUUCACUUCGAUUGAUGCUCUCAAAGAAAUUUAUGGUUCCGGUGGUAGCGGAUAUGACAAGACCGAGUUUUAUGACCUCUUUCAAGUCUACGGCAAGCGAACAAUGUUCUCAACAUUGGUUAAAGGCGACCAUGCGAAACGACGGAGGAUGAUUGGCGAUAGAUAUGCCAACAGCAACGUAAUGAAGCAAGCCCCCCUGGCCGGGAUACAAGAACGCUCCAAGAGGUUUGUUGAGCGUUGUGUUGACUCACCUGACAAGACGGCAGACGUAUUUGUAAGAGCGUUGCACGCAUAUGCUUGUGAUUGUGUUACGCACCAGUUGUUUCACCCAUAUGGAAGCAACUGCCUGCAAAACAAGGACGAUGAAGAAAUGAUGCAUCAAGUUGCUGCCGAUGACAGUCUUCAAAACCGUCUGGUUCAGUACUAUAGCCCGAUUCUUCACCGUCUUGGAUCCAGCAUUCUGACUAGCUUUGCCAAACCUCGAUUGAUUCCCCUGGCCGACAACUUUGUGAUUGAAAACGCCAAAGAAAAUGGUGCGGCAGAUUUCACCGUAUUAAACCGGCUCAAGGAGAAGGAUAGCGUCCUUGAUACUAUCGACAUGGCUGCCGAGUGUCUCGAUCAUAUGGCUGCUGGCAUCGAUACAACCGGCGACGUUCUGUGCUUCUUAAUGUGGGAACUUUCACAACCCCGGUCGACAAAGUAUCAACGACUUCUGCGAGAAGAGUUUCGAAGCAAGCCUGACGCCCACUUUGACGAGUUGCCCAUGCUAGAUGCUGUCCUAAACGAGGGACUGAGAUGUUUCCCCGCUAUUCCAAUGUCAUUGCCUCGAUACGUCCCCCACGGUGGCCGUGUCAUUGAUGGGUUCUCCUUACCCGAGAAGUCAGUUGUCAGUUGUCAGGCCCUUUCAGUUCACCGAAUCAACGAUCAUGUCUUCCCCGAGCCGGACAAGUUCUACCCUGAAAGGUGGUUGGAAGCCGAAGGAGACGCUGACCGACGAAGACACCAAUGGGCCUUCUCCAGUGGAGGAAGAGGAUGCAUCGGGAAACACCUUGCCAUGGCGGAGAUGAAGACCCUGCUGCGAGACGUGUAUUCACGAUACGAAACUGAGCCGGAUGAAUCAAUGAAGAGCGAAUCUAUGGCGAUGGACGAUCAAUUGAUAUCCUCACGACCUCUCGGAAAGCGAUGCCUCCUUAAAUUCGUGCCUGUGAAGGGCUGAACUAUGAUUCAGAGACCGCGACAACGAGUUGAUGAGCAUUGACGAGGAGACGGGAGCUUGAUCAGGGCAUCAGAAUCGCGAGUAGUAUACACACUAAGGGCAUGUUUUAUCAAUACAGUGCAGUUGUCAUAGAUUAAAGGAUGGGCUCGGCAACUCGGCGAUAGGGGAUGUCAAAAGCUCAAACAACUUCAGCUGAGGGAAGAGAGUAUUUCUACCACGUAUGUAAGAGAAACUCACAAUCAAAAACCAACUCAAACAACAACAGAUCGUGAUUGCAUUCGUUGGUUGGAGUUUGUGGCUUUUAAAUCCGAAUACACCGAUGUCGUAUUUGUCA
Molecule: messenger RNA, 2208 nt
Organism: Fusarium oxysporum Fo47
Lineage: Eukaryota; Fungi; Ascomycota; Sordariomycetes; Hypocreales; Nectriaceae
Product: cytochrome P450
Exons: 6
Coding region: 339-1874 (511 amino acids)
Molecular function (GO): monooxygenase activity; oxidoreductase activity, acting on paired donors, with incorporation or reduction of molecular oxygen; heme binding
Source: RefSeq, a predicted model, not a curated record